UCGAAGCCUCCAUUGGCUGCCUCGGCGCCGCCCUGGCCCCGCCACAACAUGGCGGCCGCGCGCUGCCUGGCGUGGCCGCUGUCAUCCCUACGGAGAUUGUGGCAGGUCCAGGGCUUGCCUCAAAGUUCGGCCACGGGCUUGUGCUCGCGAGUGAGGACUUAUUCCCGCAACGCCCUCUAUGAUCUUCUGGGCGUCCCCACCACCGCCACGCAGGCACAGAUCAAAGCGGCGUACUACCGGCAGAGCUUCCUCUACCAUCCGGAUCGCAAUCCCGGGAGCACCGAGGCUGCCGAGCGCUUCACGCGCAUCUCCGAAGCUUAUCUGGUCUUGGGCAGUACCAUCCUCCGUCGCAAGUAUGACCGAGGUUUGCUCAGGGACCAGGACCUGCGCGGACCUGGUGUCAAGCCCUCUAAGACGCCGGUGGCCGAUCCCACUCCUCCCCGCCCUCCUCCCUACACCCCUAGGGCUCACGGUUGCUUUCGGGCUUCUCAAGGCGACGGCCGCACUAUGUUCGAUUUUGACGCCUUCUACCAGGCGCACUAUGGAGAACAGCUAGAGAGGGAGCGUCGUCUGCGCGCCCGGAGGGAAGCCCUUCGCAAAAAGCAGAAGGACCACGCCAGCAAGGGGCCCCGCUGGGACGAUACCCGAGAUGCCACUUUCUUUGUCAUCCUUUUCCUUAUCUUCAUCUUUGUCGGCUUUCGUAUUUAAUCGGAGAAAAGGAGAGAAAGGGAUCCAGCCCAAGAAACCUGCUUUUCUUGACCUUUGAACUAUUGGUUUACGAUUGAAUUGACUUUCUCUUUUGACCCUUCUGACACCCUCCAGCCUGGCCAGUGAUCAACACAUCACUCUCCUUUGGUCCAGAAAAAGACGAUUUUUCAGUGGCCAAGAAGUGGCCCCAGGAUAGAGAUUCCUUAAAACCACAAAUUUAAGUGCUUUCCAGAAUCUCCUGGGUGCCUGCUCAUUUCUAGAAGUUGCCCUUCUGAUGCCAACCCCCAGAACAUUUCCAGUAGCCCUAAGCAAGAUUUGCCCUGUCCCCUGCCAUCUGUCUGUAUAAUAGGUGGUGCUUCCCCUGUAACCUCUGAACAGUGCAAUACGACUGGUUGUCUGACGCCAAAAAGAUAAAAUUCUUGGGGGCUCUUGUGAAAUUUGUUUUUCUGUGUUACCCCAAGUCACAGGUGAGACUUGAUCAACGAUCUAGUUGACACUGGGGAUGUAACUCAGUGAGGGCAUGCAAAAGGCAUGGAUUUAGUCCCCAACUUUAUUGUCUUCCUGUGUCCCCCUUACCCACUAAGAAAAAGUUAGUGAAAGAUUGCCAAAUUUUUCCUCAGGUCAGUGCCACACCAUUUCUGUCAUGGGGGAUGGAGAAAAAUCAAUCUUAAGGAUGGGGAAUACAGUCCUGUGUCCAUGUCCAUAUCUAUCUAGGGAGUGACCUUGGGGGAAAGUGCUAUGUGAGCCUAACAGCAGAAGGAGAUGAUUUUUUCCUCCUAAGGUCAGUCCCUAUUAUUCCUGUUCUGUUCCACAGUGAUGACGUAGGGUGGUAUUACUGGGGCCAAGUUCAUCUUGGGGGCAGUGUGCCUGUCCUUGGUCUUUUACUAGCCGCUUGCAUUGCUAAGUGUGCAGCCUGUUAACUGUGACGAGACUUGGAGCUUGAAUUCCUGAGUGUGGCCUGUGCAUCUGCAGUGCUGAUCAUAAGCACCACCAGUCAGAUCCCUCUAAUGAGGCUAUUGGAUUGUGAGUAAUUUCUGCCUAGAAGAAGCAGAAGGCUCACUGGUCAAGGUGAAGGUUAGGCCAGUAAUACAGGGAGGCUGAGGCUGGGGGAUUGUGACCAACCACAUAGCAGGCCUGGCUUUAAAAGGAUACAAAAUGACACACAGGGGCCAUGUGUAAAGCCAAGAGACUACAGACCCGCAGCAGAGUCUAGCUGUGGCUCAGUUGAUAGGGCUCACCUUCAACGCACAAAUCUCUGGGUUUCUCCCCCAGCACCACAUAAACCAGGCACCAUGAUCUUGGCACAUUUUGGAAACAAUAUCAACUAUGUAUCACAGACUGGCCUAGAACUUUCCAUCCUCUGCCUCAGUCUCCUGAGUGCUGAGGCGUGGGCCACAGACCCACAGGGAUAUCGGAGGCUUUCGGGAGGAUUGCCAUAAAAUAGUUCCCUUGGUAACAUUGUAUGCUUCCCAACUCCCAAGAUUUUCCAGAGUUUUCUGGUCUCUCAAGAAGAGUAAACUUGGCAAUGGACAUAGGCUAUUCCCCUACCCUGAUGGUGGAGGGAGGGACCGUAGGAGUGCAAGCACAUAGGAAGGCUGAGUGAACAGUGGGCAUGAGGCUGAGUCAGGAAGAAAGGAGGUAACGGUGCUCACAUCUGGGGAUCUGUUCUUGCCAGACUGCUAAAAUGGGCAAACUGAGUAAAAUGCCUUUACUGAUCACA
This is a messenger RNA of Rattus rattus (black rat), 2428 nucleotides long. RefSeq names its product DnaJ heat shock protein family (Hsp40) member C30 (gene Dnajc30). The transcript has a single exon. NCBI's taxonomy places the organism in Eukaryota, Metazoa, Chordata, Mammalia, Rodentia, Muridae. The record is from RefSeq and is a predicted model, not a curated record. Bases 49 to 708 code for a protein of 219 amino acids.